CAAGCAUCAGCGCAUCGCUCCACGACCUCCAUCACGCAGCUUAUCGAAAAAGACAACCUGCGAGCGCACGCUUCGAUUUCAAGCAAGACCUACGUCAUGACGGACAGCGCACCACCGAGCCAUGGCUACGAAGCCAUUGUAGAUAUGGGAAGCAAUGGAAUCCGAUUUUCCAUAACUGACCUCAGCCAAAAUAUCGCGCGCCUUCUCCAAACAGUGCAUCAAGAGCGAGUGGGAAUAUCUCUGUAUGAUGCCCAAUGGAAGAACGGCGAGCGAAGGCCCAUCCCGGAUGACACAAUCCAGCAGGUUGUUCAGGCGUUUCUGCGCUUCAAGAUGACCUGCGAAGACUUUGGUGUCGACGAGACCCGCAUCAGAGUGGUAGCUACGGAAGCUACGCGCGUUGCUGAAAAUUCCGAGCAAUUCCAGGCGGAGAUCAAGAAGGCCACUGGUUGGACUGUCGAGCUUUUGUCCAAGCAGGACGAAGGGAAGAUUGGUGCUUACGGCAUUGCCAGCAGUCUACGGGAGGUUCGUGGUUUGUGUAUGGACCUUGGCGGAGGCAGUACUCAACUGUCUUGGAUCUACACCAAAGACGGCGAGGUCCACACCACACCUUCGGCUGUCAGCAUGCCAUAUGGUGCCGCUGCUCUGACCCAGAACCCUCCACCACGAGAGGAAAUGAUCAAGAGCUUGAAAAUGGCUUACAAGAGUUUGGAGCUUCAUCCAGAGCUCAAAAAGGCACAAAAACAGGACAAUCUCAACCUUUACCUGUCUGGCGGUGGAUUCAGAGGAUGGGGGUUCGCGCUCAUGGACCAACACCCCGUGCGGCCAUAUCCAAUCCCCAUAAUCAACGGGUUCAGCGUCCCAGCAAGCAUUUUCCACAACACCAAUAAAAUCCUGAGCGUGCUGCAGGAUACUUCAGAAAAAGACGAGCCUUUGACGAUGCACCGCGUAUCAAAGCGUCGGAUUUCCCAAAUACCAGCCGUUGCGAGCCUCGUCUCUUGCGCCGCAGAAGCAUUGCCUUCUAUCAAAGACGUCUUUUUCUGCCAAGGAGGCGUACGAGAAGGUCUCAUCUUCUCUCAACUUUCGAACGAAACUCGCUCAAGGAGUCCAUUGGAGGAUGCUACAACUAACCUCAUUGGAAUUUCGUCAAAGAUCCCUCAAAACGCAGAGCACCAAUCCAACAUUGUCGACUUGUUCGAGAAGGCUACCAUCCAAUCAAAGUCUGCACCUUCGCAUCCCAUUUUCAGAAACAACUCGUUCCUCUCCUCGCUCACCCGAAUGUUGUACUUCCACUCUUCCCUGCCGAAAGACAUCCGCGCCGCUUCAGCACUGCAGUGCACAAUCACCGGUCCGUUGGCCGGGACAUACGGGAUUGACCACCACGAACGUGCCGCUUUCGCCAUUGCUCUCUGCGAGAGGCACGGCGGCCGCAAAGACCUGGACCCAGCUACUCUGGAGCUCUACGACCGGCUAAUCCAAGUGCUCCCAGACGACAUCAGAUGGUGGCUGAUGUUCUUGGGCCGGGUUGCAGCAGUCAUCGGCGUGCUUUACCCUGCGGGCAACAUUGCAAAUGGAAGCCAGAAUGCUGCAUCGAGGAUACAAAUCUCUGAUCGUGGAGAUGACGGGGACAAAGUCAAGUUGACUGUCAAGAUUCUGAAAGCGGUGGACUCGGAGGCGGUGGGUGAUGCAAUUGAUAAACUGGAAAAGCUUGGGAAGAAGAAGCAGUGGGGUCCAUUUGUGAGUGGUUACAAACUGGCUAUAAAGGUUACUAGUCUCGACGAGUAGAAAAGAUUAGCAGUGUCCUAGAUUCCUCAGUAGAGACCUACAACCGAGAACUACC
Messenger RNA from Aplosporella prunicola CBS 121167, 1837 nucleotides. RefSeq lists its product as uncharacterized. The transcript has 3 exons. The coding region runs from base 97 to 1782 and encodes 561 amino acids. The record is from RefSeq and is a predicted model, not a curated record. Gene Ontology annotation, biological process: regulation of transcription by RNA polymerase II. NCBI's taxonomy places the organism in Eukaryota, Fungi, Ascomycota, Dothideomycetes, Botryosphaeriales, Aplosporellaceae.